Molecule: messenger RNA, 276 nt
Organism: Medioppia subpectinata
Lineage: Eukaryota; Metazoa; Arthropoda; Arachnida; Sarcoptiformes; Oppiidae
Source: the annotation of a GenBank genome assembly
UCAAACCAAAAACUGUGAUGGUAUUAGGAUUACGGCAAAUCUACCCGUCUAUUAGCUGCGGCCACUUUGAGAAACAUUUUGGGGACCAAAACAUUGGCCGAUAUACUCAGCGAAAGGGAAAACAUUAGUGUCGGUGUUCGGCGCCUAUUGGACGGCGCGACCAAAUCGUGGGGUGUAAAUGUGGAAAGGGUUGAACUGAAAGACGUGCGACUGCCGGCCAACCUUCAGAGAUCAAUGGCGGCGGAGGCCGAGGCCGGGAGGGAAGCCAAGGCUAAG